CAGGCAGCUGAACAAGGCUAUUUUCUUAAAGAGGAGUUCCAUUAUCUGGACGUUACUCAGAUCAGAAAGUUCACGAUAUUCGACAUGUUUCAUUGCGCCCUGGCGUGCCUACGAAAUAAUUUGUGCCUCUCUUUAAACACAGCCUCUUCUCGUGGAACAGAAGGAAUGCUUUGGUGCGAAUUACUGUCCUCCGAUAAGAACAGAAACGCUGAGAACUACCACAAAAACACAAGUUCGCAUCAUUUUUCCAUUCUGCGGGUAAGAACACUUUAACCAUUGUGUUAAACUCUAGCACAAGGCAUUUGCAAGGGAAAGUAUUUAAACGUACUUGUCCUCGACGAGGUAUGCUCAUUCACAGCUAUCGCAAGUACUGUUCAAGUAUUCACUGCGUGGUCUUAGCAAUCAUUUCCUCUCUUUCAGUCUCCAUGUUCUUCAUCGCCGUGUCAAAACAAAGGAACCUGCAUCCCGAAUUAUAACUCCAACACUUUUGAUUGCCUUUGUAAAGACAGUUUCUUGGGAGAAUUUUGCGAGAAAGGUAAUUCAUGAAUAUUUUUUAAAUAUCUUUCUGUCUCUCUCUUCGAUACUUUUCUUAGCAGUAGAAUUCAUCUGGCUCUGACAUCACACUCUAUCUUUCAGCUGUAAAAUCAUGCAAGGAAAUAUAUGAGGCAAACAAGUAAGAGGCUUUAACUGUUUACUCAUUUAAACAUGUCUUUGCUUAAAAUCUUAUCAUCUGUGUCACUGAAGACGCAGAGGUGGCCAGCUGGUCAAAACCACGUUGGAUCUUAAAAACAGGGUUCGGCGACAUAUCAGUCAGGAAGUUUGAUGCGUACAUAAGGAUAAAGAUUGGCAUCAUAAGAGAUUCAAUGACUUAUAUUACUUCUCCAAUUGUAUUUUUAACAGAUCAAAUGUGAGUAAACUUGUUUCUCUCUAUCUGGGCUCACAACCAACCUCUGUUCUCUGUCACAUGGGAGAUUUUGGAUGCGGAGAUGGAGGAUGGACACCAGUCAUGAAGAUUAACGGCAACAAGGUAUCGUAUUGAACAGCUUUUCCUCAUCAAUGAUAAUUACCCUUCCGCAAAAUAAGUUUGACAACACUCGGAAAGUUCAAUGAAUCAUGCACAAAAUCACGUUACGCCCAGUUAGCAAAUGAAACUGCUUAAGUUUUUUGUCACUCACCUUGAAAUGUUGAUGAAUAUGAAAGUCGCAUUUUCAAUUGGUUCCGUCAUUGUUUCACUGCUUUGUUGAAAAAAUUCUUUGACAAAAAGGCAAUGAAAGAAGCAGGUUUAUGGUAUUUAUAACCAGAAACGCUUUUGAAAAUUUUUUUUCAGUCUACUUUUCACUAUCGCUCGAAUUACUGGAGUAAUAAAACUGAAUACAACACCGCUGGAGGGGAGACUGGGUUCGACUCACAGGAAACGAAGUUACCUACUUACUGGAACACAUCCUUCUCCAAGAUCUGUCUCGGUAUGAAGAUCGGUGAACAGAUCAGAUUCAUUGUAAUCAAUAUGAAAGCCAGCUCUCUUUACUCACUGAUCGCUGACGGAAAACACCGACGCACCUCAUUGGGUCGUGAAACGUGGAAGAAGCUCAUUGGCUUAGAGGCCUCCCUGCAAAUUAACUGUAACAGGGAAGGGUUCAACGCUAAGAGUGGCGGGUUGCUUUUCGCCAAAGCAAGAAUCGGCAUCGUUUCCAACAACGAAAAUCAUUGCUUCUAUAGUGACUCAAGGAUUGGGUUUGGUACCGGAGGGGACCGGGAUGACAACAACACGUGUGGAAACGAGGCUUCUCAUCGCCCAGAUAAUGGAGACAAGCAUAUUAAGGCCAUGGGAUAUAUUUUAGUACAUUAA
This is a messenger RNA of Pocillopora meandrina, 1846 nucleotides long. Lineage: Eukaryota; Metazoa; Cnidaria; Anthozoa; Scleractinia; Pocilloporidae. The record is from the annotation of a GenBank genome assembly.